AUGCCAACUAGGGAGACUUUCGACUGCAUGAUAAAUUUUUACAGAAAUGAGUUCUCGUGGCCUGGUUCCAGACGUAAUUACUUACUCACUUUGUUACAUGGCUUAUGCAAGCAUGGUCAUGUUCAUGAGACAUUGGACAUUUUUCGUGUUAUCCACAACAAUGGUAUAGAGCCGUACACAGUCCACUAUAAUAUCUUAAUUGAUGGCUUGUUUCAAGUUGGGCAACUUAAUGUUGCAAGGAAAUUAUGUUGUGCACUACCGGUCAAAGGGUUGCAUCCCAGUGUUUACACUUGGAGUAUCAUGAUCAAAGGACUUUGUAAAGAAGGGUUGCCAAAUGAAGCAUAUGAAUUAUUUAAGAAAAUGGACCUGAAUGGCUGCUUGCAAGAUAGUUGUUCUUACAAUGUAAUGAUCAAAGGAUUUUUUCAAAACAAUGAUGUGUCAAGGGCAAUGCAAAUUUUACAUGAAAUUGUUGAUAAAGGAUUUUCUGCAGAUUCUUCAACUGCAAGAAUGCUACUGGAUAUAUUGUGUAGAGAUGGAGGAGAUCAAUCUAUUUUCGAGCUGCUUGGUAGAAACUGUGAAGAUGAUCAAAAUCUCAACAUGAAAUGA
Molecule: messenger RNA, 606 nt
Organism: Theobroma cacao (cacao)
Lineage: Eukaryota; Viridiplantae; Streptophyta; Magnoliopsida; Malvales; Malvaceae
Source: RefSeq, a predicted model, not a curated record